CCUAAAGGGACAAGAUCAAGGGCCACUGAAACAUAACAUUUUAGGGCCAAGAAGGACCUCUUUAUCUGAACCCUCCAAUCCUUUGAUUAUCAACUCCUGCCAUUAAAUCUAGACUCCUUAAUUUCUGAAGGUCCAUGAUAACCUUCCUCAAAAAUUAGCUUGGGGAGUAUGUGUUGUCUCUGGUAACAGAUGCCACUUGGAAGGAUCCAAAGAGAUGGAUUCAACAGAAAAACCAGACAAGGAAAAGUUACCCCAAAAUGCUUUGCCUACUAUCCUCCCUCUGAAAGACAAUGAAGUCUACCACCUCUUUGUGAGCUAUAGCAGCUUGGACUCCUCCUGGGCCCACAAGUUCAUCGAAAAACUAGAGGCUGAUUACUCAGAUCUGAGGAUCUGCUACCAUGAGAGAGACUUUCUUCCAGGGAAAAACAUCAUUGAGAACAUGGUCGAUUGCAUUCAGCAGAGUCAAAAGAUGCUGUUAAUCCUUAGCCAAGACUUUGUCCAGAGCAGAUGGUGUCUGUUGGAGGCCAAUCUCUCUGUUUUUCGUUUCUGUAUGGAGAGAAAACCUGUUAUCCCCAUCAUGCUAAAACCCUGCCAGGUUCCACUUCAUUUGAACCAUUUGACAUAUCUCGAUGUCAAUGACAUCUCCUUCUAUGAAAAGGUCCUCAAGACCCUCUGCACACCCAACCAUCUCAUGAAACAUUCCACACUUGUCCCAUACCAGUUCUCCUCCAUCUACAAUGGGAAGACCCUGAUGGUCCUGCCCUGUAUCAAUAAAGACAACCUUCCAUCAUGGAAACUGGGAACCUUCAGCACUUUGAAUAUCCCUGAUCCCCUGAGAAUGGUCAUAGAUGAUCCAGAAGUUUAUAGAAGAGCCAUUAACAUCCUGAAUGAGGUCUCUUCUCCCAAAAGCUGUUUUCGAUAUUCGUGUUGCAGGAUCACAUUAUGCAUUCUCCUCUCAUUUUUUAGCCUAUUGAUUUCUAUCUUUGCUCUCCUUUAUUUCUUCGCGAUUUAUAAGAUGGCAAUCCCACAAUCCCCAAAAGAAAUUAUUACUUUCUUCUUCGUACAUUUCCCUGUACUAUUUCUAAGUAUGAGUAUUAUAGCCUUAGUGGUGAAUAUUAUGUGUUGGGGUAGAAGAUGGACAAAAGAGAAAUUACGAGAGUUGAACCUAAAAGUAGGAGAAGCCAACCUCAUUCUGACUAAUCAUUCCGUGCUGAUUGGUUGUGAAACUAUAAACAAACUCUAUUUUAUAUAUGUUUCACUUAAAGAUUGUAAAAAAGUUUUCCAGGAAACAUUUCCUAAUGAAAACCCUUCUGCUGAGGAAAUGUUCCAAAAUGCGAUAAUUCGCUAUUCUUCCAGUUAUGCCUGCUGUGUCGCAAAUAAACAUUUUCCCCUCCUUGAAGAAGUAGUAGAGCCAGGUCACAUGAAUGAUGGCAUAUGCUUUUGCCAAUAUGUCUCUAUACAGGUGAAAAAAAACAGGUGGCUGGGUCCUGGGAUAUGGAUGACUUAG
This is a messenger RNA of Gracilinanus agilis (Agile Gracile Mouse Opossum), 1507 nucleotides long. RefSeq lists its product as uncharacterized. The transcript is spliced from 2 exons. Gene Ontology annotation, biological process: immune response; toll-like receptor signaling pathway; inflammatory response. Lineage: Eukaryota; Metazoa; Chordata; Mammalia; Didelphimorphia; Didelphidae. Gene Ontology annotation, molecular function: transmembrane signaling receptor activity. The coding region runs from base 215 to 1507 and encodes 430 amino acids. Gene Ontology annotation, cellular component: membrane. The record is from RefSeq and is a predicted model, not a curated record.